Neurospora tetraspora is the source of this 1368-nucleotide messenger RNA. Its product is annotated as 3-hydroxyacyl-CoA dehydrogenase. NCBI's taxonomy places the organism in Eukaryota, Fungi, Ascomycota, Sordariomycetes, Sordariales, Sordariaceae. Gene Ontology annotation, molecular function: oxidoreductase activity, acting on the CH-OH group of donors, NAD or NADP as acceptor; NAD+ binding. The record is from RefSeq and is a predicted model, not a curated record. The coding region runs from base 118 to 1068 and encodes 316 amino acids. Gene Ontology annotation, biological process: fatty acid metabolic process. The transcript has 2 exons.
AUGGUCGCAUCGUCGCAUUCGCAUUUCCAAGUCUUCCACUUUUUCUGUCCCUUUCCUUUCAGUCUCUCACAGCUAUAGCGUCUGCUUUGUUUACUUUCGCCGUGACCAUCUCGCAAAAUGCUCGCCAGAACCCUCGUCCAGAAGCUGCCCACCGGCGCUCGCGCCUUCAGCUCGACAUGUGCCCGCAACGCUGCCGAGGUCAAGAAGCUCGGUGUCGUUGGCGCCGGCCAGAUGGGUCUGGGUAUCGCCCUCGUCGCCGCCACCAAGGCCGGUGUCCCCGUCACCCUCGUUGACGCCUCUGAAACGUCUCUAGACAAGGGCCUCGCCUUCGCCGACAAGCUGCUCAGCAAGGACGUCGCCAAGAACCGCAUCACGCAGGACGAGGCCGACGCGGCCCGCGCGCUGCUCCAGCCCACCACGGAACUCGACGACCUGCACAGCGUCGACUUCGUGAUCGAGGCUGUGCCCGAGAUCCCUCAACUCAAGUUCGACAUCUUCUCCAAGCUCGCCGAGAUCUGCCCCAAGCACGCCAUCCUAGCCACCAACACCUCCUCCAUCUCCAUCACGCGCAUCGCCGCCUCGACCACCAAGGACCCCAACGACACCUCCAACAGCUCGCGCGUCGUGUCCACGCACUUCAUGAACCCGGUCCCCGUCCAGAAGGGCGUCGAGAUCAUCAGUGGCCUGCAGACCAGCCAGGAGACGCUCGACACGGCCGUCGAGUUCUGCAAGAAGCUGGGCAAGAUCCCCUCGGUCUCCAAGGACAGCCCGGGCUUCCUGGCUAACCGGAUCCUGAUGCCGUACAUCAACGAGGCCAUCAUCUGCCUCGAGACGGGCGUCGGCGACCGCGAUUCUAUUGAUGCUAUCAUGAAGAACGGCACCAAUGUGCCCAUGGGCCCCCUCCAGCUGGCUGACUUCAUUGGCCUUGAUACUUGCUUGGCUAUUAUGAAGGUGCUGUACGAGGAGACGGGCGACUCCAAGUACAGGCCGAGCGUGCACUUGCGCAACAUGGUCGAUGCUGGCUGGUUGGGCAAGAAGAGCGGCAAGGGCUUCUAUGACUACCAGUAGAUGUCUGGAGGGAACAUGGUGAAGGAGAGUGUAUUGGCGAAGAACGGGCGACAUGAAUUGAAAAGCGGCAUGUUCAUGUCGAAUGGCUUGAUGGUCUCAGGGGUCAUUUGGACCAGAUGCUGUCAGCGCGAAUACAGGGACAAUUUGUAAACAACAGGACCGGGAAUGGCACCGGGUAGAGAAGCUCACUCGACAGUUUGCCAGCACCAAGAUGCGUUUUCAGCGACGAACGUUUGCAUAGACAAUGGGUAUAUAGAGCAAGUCAAUUUGGAUAGUAUAAUGCAUAACGUUUGUCAAUCA